AUGCCCCUCGCUUUUAUUUCAUCGAAAGGAUCAAGUGCUUGCUAUGGCUAUGCGACAGGAACACCGUCGGAACUACUCCAGCCCUCCCAAGAUUUCGCAAUCCUGAUGGGUCCUAUGGAAAAACAGCCAGCACAAGUCAUUCCCAAAUGUAAUUUUCAUUUGAGUUAUUCAGGUACGUUCAAGUUGACUCUGCAGUUCACGGAGGAUUACCCAAACAAACCACCGACAGUGCGAUUUGUUUCUCGAAUGUUUCAUCCAAAUAUUUAUGCCGAUGGAAGUAUUUGUCUGGAUAUUUUACAAAAUCAGUGGAGUCCUAUAUAUGAUGUGGCAGCUAUACUCACGUCUAUCCAGUCACUGCUGUGUGACCCCAACCCCAACUCUCCUGCAAAUUCGGAAGCGGCUCGGAUGUUUAGCGAGAACAAGCGCGAGUACAACCGUAGAGUGAGGGAAAUUGUGGAGCAGAGCUGGACAGCAGACUAACUCCAUGGGCCUCUGAUAGGGCACCCUUGAGUCUGUUUGAAAUGACGUUGCCGGUCAAAAAAAUUUGUGCAAACUCAACUUUUCUCUUGUAUUAUUCACAUGUGUUCCUAUCACAAUUGUUAGGCCUGUUUUAUUUUAUUUAAAUAUGAAUUGAUGCAUUGUGUGUUGUUGUUGUGCUUAUGUAAAAUAGAAUUUAUUUAUCACUUUACAUUGAAUUGUUAUGAACUUUUUUCAACGUAAAA
Messenger RNA from Alnus glutinosa, 722 nucleotides. Its product is annotated as ubiquitin-conjugating enzyme E2 2-like. The transcript is spliced from 4 exons. The record is from RefSeq and is a predicted model, not a curated record. Lineage: Eukaryota; Viridiplantae; Streptophyta; Magnoliopsida; Fagales; Betulaceae. Bases 1 to 480 code for a protein of 159 amino acids.